AUGGAUCCAUCCCACCAGCACGGCGCCUACGCGUUUCUCCCCUACCUCCCCUCCACACCACACGCAGACCCUCCCUUCUUCAACAUCAAGCACACAUCAACAUGGACAUACUGCGGCCCGCUCCUCACACCGCCUCACCUCCCCUCAUCACUACAAGCCUGGUCUUCCAUCGCAGUAACUCCACCAUCCGCAUUACUCACGCGCCUCAUCCCGCUCCUCACCUUCCUCGAAGAUUUCCUAAUCGCGGCGGGAGUCCAGCACUACUGGCUAACCUUGCGCGCAACAACGCCGACCAAGGAGUAUGAUGUGCCGCGGUGGCAUGUGGAUGACGACUUCUUUGGGGAGAGUAAGAAAGGGAAAGGAGCGGGGAGGCAGAGUAGGGAAGGGGGUUGGAAACUGUGCACCACGCUCGUCGGCCCCUCGACGCUGUUUUUGCGGCAAUCUAGGAAUGCGGCGGCACUGCGUAUAUUGCGCGACACGAAGAGGAAGGAGAGCGAGAAGCGUCCACACGUUUGCUCCUCGAUCCGGUGCGCGGGCUGUUUUGAUACAGGGGAAGCCGUCCGCCGUACCUGCGCUACUUCAUUCGCGGGUGAAGACGUCGUGCAGGCGGAGUAUGGGGAGGUAGCGUUCUUCCGCAUUGGUGAAGAGGCAGGGGCAGUGCAUUCUGAGCCACCGUGUGGGAUGGACAGGUUGUUUGUGAACAUUGUGCCUGGAACGGAGGACGAGUUGAGAAGAUUAAUGUGUCGAUACGGUAUGUCGUUUCCGCGGGCGUGGAGUUUAGGACUGCCUAGCCACCCGGUAUCUGUUGAUGAACUCCGAGACGGAAAGUAUGAUGUAGAGAUCAGACAGCACGAUGAGCAACGAACGGAUUGA
Molecule: messenger RNA, 873 nt
Organism: Macroventuria anomochaeta
Lineage: Eukaryota; Fungi; Ascomycota; Dothideomycetes; Pleosporales; Didymellaceae
Exons: 2
Coding region: 1-873 (290 amino acids)
Source: RefSeq, a predicted model, not a curated record